GAAAGUGUGUUGUGGAUACAAACGGAAGAGGGGAACCACCGAUGAGUACUGUUACCGUUUUUCCCUGUGAAUCCUUAUGAAAGGGAAAGAUCGGUAGAAUUUCAUUGUAAUGUUACCAUAAACAAAUUUUAGAAUCCUCUUUAAAUAUUGUAGAUAGCAUGACAAGGCAUUAGUUCCUCAUUUGGUCUUUUGAGCGAUUCACGGCUUUGAAAAUGGACGAGGAGGAAGAAGUGAAAACGGAAUACUGUUCCAAUUGUAAACGUGACAUCCCAGCUGCCAACUUUGUGAUGCAUGUCAAUCAUUGUCAGAGGAAUCUGAUGUUAUGUAAGGAAUGUGGGGAACCAAUACCCAUCUCACAGCAGGAAGAACAUUUUGAAGAAUACCAUGCCAAGGAACAAUGUGAAUGUGGUGAGCUUGUGGAGAAAAUAAAUCUUGAUGACCACAAGGAGAAAGAUUGUCCAAAUCGCAAAGUGGAGUGUGAAUAUUGUGAGUUAACUCUUCCUUUCAGUAAAAUGAGUUCUCAUGUGGAAUACUGUGGCAGCAGAACCCAAAAGUGUGAUGCAUGUCACAGGUUUAUUCAAAUAAAAGACUUUACUGAACAUGAAAACAGCGGGUGUCAAUACCCAAUCAAAGAGGAAAGUAAACAACUGCCACAGUCUAAGCCAAGACAUGAAAUUUUCAGUGGUGUACCCGUUGACAUGUUUAAUGGGAUGGGUGAAAUAGAUUCUUCAGACGCAGAGUACAGAUUUAAUCCAUUUCUUGCCGCUAUAAAUGGGUUUGGACAGAUCCUUACUUCAGGACUUGGAACUCCACCUUUUAGUGAUGCACAUAUGAAUCCUAGGGGAGGUGCAGCUCACUAUGGUUUUGACGAAAAUGGCAUGUUUGGAAAACAUGGUGUUGUUUCUCGAGGAGCCAGCAAAGGACAAGGUUCCCAAAAUCCAGAAGCCGAUCAUCGUAACUUUCAAGAUUUUGAUGAGAUCAAUGAUGAAUAUGCAGUGCACGUUGAUGAUGAUGAAAUUCUUGCAGCAGCCUAUCAAGCUGAUGAGUUUGGAUACGUUGAUGGAGACAGUGAGUGGAUGUCUGCGGCAGAGGUUGACAAGCAUGUUCCAUACACAAAGUCUACAUUACUGCCUGAUUCAGACAAUCUAGAUAAAACACAGCUGCCCUGUGAGUUUUGUGGUAACUUAUUUUCAGUGGAGUCCCUCAUACUUCAUCAGAGUGGUUGUCAGUUGAGAUCACUGGAUUCAAUAUCUGGCGUUGCUCCACCUUUUGGCGGUAACCGUAGGAACAGGCAUUACCUGCCUCAAUAUGAUGACUCAGUGUAUGCUGGGGUAGAGAGAAGGAACUCCUUUGAAAGGGAAUUACAAAAUAAUCGCACAGAGCUUGACAAGAGUGGAAGGAAAUGUCCAGAAGAUGACACACUUUUGCCCUGUGAGUUCUGCCAAGAGUUGUUUCCAUUUGACAACCUUAUUUUACAUCAGGCUGUUUGUGACGCAGGUCCAGCAAGCCGUGCUCCUUCGACAUUACCCCCUCUCAACAACUCAGCGUUAUUCGAUGGCUCGACACAAGGACCUCUUCCGAGCAAAACUAGGCCAAUUGUAAGAAUUGGUUCUAAAAGUCGCCCCAGUAGACCGGUGUACGAAUCGAAGAGAAGAAGCCCAAAGUCCUGGGACGAUUUUAUUCCAGGCGAUCUCGACAGCAGAGAGUUGACGCCUGAAAACUCCAGCCCUAAAGUGAAUUUUACGCCGGAUGACGGCAGGGUGCCAGGAAGAGAUGUGAGGCAUAAGUCUGAGAAAUAUAAUGAUCGAACAAGAGAACCAGACAACGUUCCAAUGAAUAACGCGCUCAAAAGACCAGAGCGCAAGACGAGAGAAUCUCGUCCCAUACGCGGUCAGCCGGUGUUAAGAAAUAACGACUUGGUUACAAACAAACCUCCAAGGGACUUAGUGCAUCAUGGUAAAGAUCGAAUGGUUCACAGCAAGGAGCUAAAAAGACAGCCUGAAUCGAGAAGCGAUGCCAGCACAUUCCACAAGACAUCUGCAGCGAGAUUGCGAGAGGAUGACUCGUAUCUGGGAAAAACAAAUUCAGGAUCCAAGAGUAGUUUGACGACAGAAGUGACAAAACCUCCUGCGGUUCGGCAGAUUGAAAUCACGGCUCACGUGAAAUCCCGUCAAGCAGGAACGGUUAAUGAAAGGAGAAGGAGACAUUUUGAACACAAAAUGGGUAUUCAAAACCACAGAUCCGAAGAAACACGGAGUAAACUGCGACCUACUGACACAAGCUCGUCCGCCUCGCGAGUAUCUACCUCCGUCAGCAAUAGAACCAAACCUACCGGGCAACUACCACAAUUUAAUCAGCCUUCAUUCAGUGUUACUGGCUCAUCAGCUCAAUCAUCGUCUUCCUACUCACGUAGAAACCCACCAGCAAUUCAUUUACCAGAGCGAGAAAUUCGCCCCAAUAGGGGAAAACCACGCUCUCAAGGACAUCCGGAAUCUGUUCGACCAAGUAAUACCCCAGCUUCCACGGCGCCGAGGAAAUCUUCUUCGACGAGAAAGAAAAUAGUGUGAUGGCCUGGAUUAAGCUCCAUUUGAAAUUGAAUAUAGACAACAUUGUGAUACAAAACUUUUAAUGUUGAGUAUUGUGUUUCGUCUCGUUCGCUUCACAAGGUGGUUAACAAUCCAUCAGUGUCAUUUACAAGUCAACUCUGAAUCGAAAUGCUUCUGCCCUUUCGAUUUAAUUACGAUUUUUCAUAACGAUUCAAUGUUCAUUGGGAUAUUUUUUUUUUUACUGCAGCUUUCUCUUCAGGGCGAGGACGAAUAUCUUUUUCCAGUCACUUAUUAUAAUUUGCGAACCUUUCUUCUCACAACUGUUCGUUCAUAUUAUGAUUAAUACGAUACGGGAUUAUUUAGCACAACCAAACACUAUGGGGUGUGUGUGUGUGUGUCUCUUUGAUGAUGCUACUGGUAUUCACCGGCUCAUAACUAACACGUGACCAGUUCAUGGAAUUUUGAAGCUCAGUGGCUAAAGUCGCCAAACUGAAAUACAGUGAAACCCGUGUUAAGUGGACCUCGUAUUCAUCGCCACACUUAGGGAUUUUAUAGGCUGAUCGCUUAUUAAAAUCGUCAGGUAUGCUUAGUAAUGCGGUUUUCUCCGAUCGCCGAAAUCGGUGCAUGUAAUUACCGAUGUCUGCCAUGCAAAAUAUCGGCGAUUUUUGCUGGCGAACAUAUUCGCUGCGAUCAGCGUCAUGAGAAAUUUGUGGCUAAUUUUUAUGCGCUCACGAUUUGGUGUUGCAUUUUUUUUAACUUCUGAAGCGGUUAUUUCGGGACUUGGGUGUUUAUGUAUCCACCCGAGAAAGUCAGACUCGAAAAGUUUCUCGAUGGUGAAUCAUCUUGCAAAUUACAGAGCCUGUCUUCCGCGGUCACCACUCGUAAGUGAGUCUCGCGAGUGAGUCCCGCGAGUGUCCGCUUAUUUCAAGUUUCACUGUAAUUUAUGGCGCAUUGUUUGUUAUUGAUAAUUGUACAAUUUUUUUUAAGAGGGUUGGGGGUCUGGUAAUGUUGAAACGAAAAAAAGGGAAAAUGGUUCCCGCACAAAGUGCAGAAUUUUAAGGCUUGUUUCGACCGCUUUGAGCAAUUCUGAUGUAUAAAAGCCUACAAUAAUUACCUUUUGUAUAAGUGACGUCAAACUCAUUAAAAAACCUUCGCAUUCGAUGCAGGUAUUUUUUGAUUGAAGUGUUUCCAUCAACCAAGCUAGGUUUUGGUGGAAAACACGAUUCAUAUUUCUUUGUAAUAAGAAAAGACAAAGUAGGUUGUUUAGUCCGAAGGAACACGUACAGAGUACGCUACAGAAUUCCUGUAGUAUUUCUGUACUCUCUUUGUAGUUGUUAGCGUGCUAAUGAUAAUUAAAAACUUUUUGAAAUAAAUUCUUAGAA
Messenger RNA from Pocillopora verrucosa, 3928 nucleotides. Its product is annotated as TRAF-type zinc finger domain-containing protein 1. Gene Ontology annotation, molecular function: zinc ion binding. NCBI's taxonomy places the organism in Eukaryota, Metazoa, Cnidaria, Anthozoa, Scleractinia, Pocilloporidae. Gene Ontology annotation, cellular component: mitochondrion. The record is from RefSeq and is a predicted model, not a curated record.